AUGGAGCGAUUGCGCGCGUUGGAGGAUGAACUCAGGGAAAUGCUGGGCGAGCACGUGGUGGAGGAGGCCAUGCGAGGAUUGAAGCUGGACGGGGAAGAGGACGAGGCGUCGGCGGCGACGGACGAGGCUCCAGAGCCGCGAGCGGAGACGCCGAGACCGCGAGAGAAGUUAGUUUUAGCGCCGACACCGAUGGCAAAGGAGGGAUCCGAGGGGGGGAGCGCGUCAAGGAGAGGAACGAGUGCGUCGGCGACCGCGAACGCCCGAGACGACGAGCCGUGGGAUCCGUACGCCGCGUUCAUCGGUAUUCGAAGACAGAAAGAGCCAGAGCGUCCGCGUGAGGUCGAGCCGCAUGUUUCACUUGCAGCGGCGGCAUCGAAGGUAAUGAUACCGCUCGAUAAAUCUCUCACGCACGGCGAGACACUCAGGCUUGUGGCUGAUUUGGAGAAAAAGGUGAAGCCCGCGUCGGCGGCCGACUCUCUCUCUCCAAAUUUACACCUCGUGAGCGAACCCGAAGUAAUCGUUGAAGACGUCAAGGAUGAGACCGUAGAGCGGAAUUUCACGCAGCAGUACACGCGUGAAGAUGCGGUCACGAUAUUAGAGCUCGCAGGAGAUGCCCCGACAGGACUGUGGAUGGACACUGCCCAGCACAGCAAUUUGCGCUCCAGAGCGCCUCUCAUCCUCUCCACCGCGACGCACAAAGGAAAAGAGAUCGUCGAUGAUGCCUGUGAUUUAGACGAGAAGAGUGUUACGUCCGGUCGAACGUCAGGGACGCACGCAAGAGACAAAGGCUCUGGACGCGCGCCUAAGAUAGCGGGCGUCGAGACCGUUGCGGAAUUUCGACAGCUCAUGGAUAGCAUCUUCGAGGAGGGAGAGGAUGACCGUGGCGGAUUUAGCCAUUAG
This is a messenger RNA of Ostreococcus tauri, 900 nucleotides long. Its product is annotated as unnamed product. NCBI's taxonomy places the organism in Eukaryota, Viridiplantae, Chlorophyta, Mamiellophyceae, Mamiellales, Bathycoccaceae. The transcript has a single exon. The coding region runs from base 1 to 900 and encodes 299 amino acids. The record is from RefSeq and is a predicted model, not a curated record.